Messenger RNA from Linum trigynum, 1050 nucleotides. Lineage: Eukaryota; Viridiplantae; Streptophyta; Magnoliopsida; Malpighiales; Linaceae. The record is from the annotation of a GenBank genome assembly.
AUGGUUAUGAGAUGAAUGGUUUUAACAAAGCUCUUGAGGAUUGACAAUUAGAGGACCUUGGUUUCUAUGGUAAACCUUAUACAUGGGACAAUAACCACAAAGAUGAGACGUUCUUGGAAGAGAGACUGGACAAGAUGGUGGCAACAGAGUCAUGGAGGAGACUAUACCCUGAUGUUGGGGUUUAUCAUCUUAGAUGUUGUAGUUCAGACCACAACCCUAUCCUACUGAAAACGAAUGUGUUAGUGGAGGAUGUGAAGUGGGGUUACUAUUUUAAAUUCGAGGCUUACUGGCAAGAUCAUGAGGACUAUAAGCAGGUCAUUAAAGAUGGAUGGGAGGCGGCUGGGCAGAGCUCUGUGGCGGGGAGAAUUAGAAUGUGUGAUGAAAAGCUGCGAAACUGGAGCAAACAAACUUUUGGUAGUCUGAGAGCUCGAAGAAUUAAAGCUGAGAAAGCACUGGAAAAGAUUGACAAAAUGAGAAAAAAUGAGGCAAUACUGGCGCAACGUCGUGUGUUGGAGAAUGAACUAGAAGAUAUUCUACUUCAAGAAGAGUUUAUCUGGAAGCAACGAUCCAAAAAUUACUGGCUCAAGCACGGGGACAAAAACACUAAGUUUUUCCAUCGAAGAGCUUCAGACAGAAGAUCCAAAAACAUGAUAAAAAAAUUAAAGGAUGAGGAUGGAAAGAUCUGUACAGAUCAGGAGGAUAUAGCGAGAUGUAUUGUUAACUUCUACAAGAAGCUAUACACUUCUGACAGGAGAUCUGGAUCUAAUUCAGUGAUAGAAGCAGUACCACAGAAGGUUACAGCUGCUAUGAAUGAUGAGCUACUAAAACCAUUUACAAGGGAGGAAAUUUGAGAGACAUUAAAAGUUAUGGGACCGCUUAAAGCUCCUGGAGCUGAUGGUAUGUCUGCCCUUUUUUUCAGAAGAAUCGGGAUAUACUGGGAGAGGUAAUCACUACUGAGCUACAAGGUUAUCUGGAAGAGGGCAGCUUCCCACAAGAAUUGAACCAUACCCUGAUAGCCCUUAUUCUAAAGAAGAAACACCCCAAACCCCU